UAGAACAAUACCAGUUGAUAGAAAUAAGAAACGUGAAGUUUGUGGUUUUUCAAAAUGUCAAGUUACCUUCAUAUAAAAGAGAAUUCGCAAAUUUCGUAUGAAACGAUCCCUGAAAGAUUGCGUAAGAGAGCUGAAAAAUAUCCAAACAGAGUGACAAUUGUUUGCUAUGAUGCAGAAUUCCAAAGACACCAAAUAACCAUGAAAGAGAUGUACGAUGAAGCGGUGAAGUUCGCAAAGGCUUUGAUGAAACUAGGCAUUAAAAAAGGAGACAAGGUUGCAUUUUGUGUUCCUAAUUGUGUGGAAUGGAUGAGCUACGAUAUUGGAAUUAUGAUGACGGGAGCAUAUUCUAUGAGACUAAUGUUUGGAUUAGCAGAUAUGAAAUCUAUUAUAAAAGGAUGUAGUGCUGUUGUAUUUAGUUCCAAAUCUACUUGGGACAAUUUCUUAUCUAUUGCACAAAUAAAUGAUAAUGGAAAAGUAUCUAGCGAAGUGUGUCCCGAUUUGAGAUUUGCCAUUGAUGUAUCCAAUACACAUGGACCAGCCAAUGCUUUAUCUGCUGCUAAAUUGAUGGCAGAAGUAAGUGACGAUGUCGCAGUUGAAUUUCCUUACAUUGACCCAGAAGAUAUUGCAUCAAUCAAUCAGACUUCCGGAAGCACAGGUGUGCCUAAAUGUAUUUGUCACAGCCAUUUUGAAUACUUAAACUUGCCAGAUUCUGAUUUUAAUGAGACUUCUUAUUUUACUAUAUUUAGUAGUCGUCCAAUGGGAUAUAUUGGAGGAUAUCCUUUGUUUGUGAUAACCAGAGGAUCAUUAUAUAUAGUUGGAGACGUAGAAAUGUUGAAUGAUCCGAAGAAUCUCGAUUUUAUCAUAAACAUAUGGCAGAGUGAAAAAUGCAACAUAGUUGGGAUCGCACCACAGGAUUUGAAACGAGUUAGCGAUCGCGGAUUCCGAGUUAAUAUGAUAAUGUCAUUUGGAGACUUAAUUACCCGGGAUAAAAUAGAACAUGCUUUUAAAAUUGCAGAUAGUUUCUUAGUUGUUUAUGGAAGUACUGAAGUUUUCACCAUAUCUCAUCGAAUUUUUACUCCAGAAAAUAUUUCAGAACAUCGGCAAGGAAUGCUGGGGCGACCAGUUGAAGGAACAGAAAUCAAAAUUGUUGACGAGGAGAAGAGAGUUGUAGAUAUUGGAAAGGCAGGGCAUUUGUAUUUUCGAAGUAAAUGGGUAACAAAAACACAUCUGGAUGGUACUUCAUGUUUAGAAAAUGGUUGGUUUCCAACAUCAGAUAUUUGUUAUUUAACUGAAGAGGGUGAUCUCAUAAUGGUUGGAAGAAGCACAGAUUUUAUUAAAAAGUGUACAGUAAAGUUAUCUAUUAAACUUAUUGAAGAUUACGUCGGACACCAUCCGAGUGUAGAUGCUGUGGUUGUUGUACCAAUUCCUGACGAGGCAGUUGGAGAACGUGUAUGCGCAUGCGUUACCCUUCGACCAAAUCACGAGUUCAAUGAAGAAGAAUUGAAAAAGUUUUGUACGGAAACAAUGCCGCAACCAGAUAACUUUGAUUGUGUGUCCAUGCAUCCUGAUUAUAUUUUAUAUUUUCGUUCAUUUCCACUUUUGGCUAGUGGUAAGUUUGACAAAAAAACUCUGACAAGUUUGGCUCUGAAGGAAAUAAAAAAAUGUAAUAAGAAUUAAAUUAUCAAGAUUAACAAAGGUGUAUCAUGGUUUCCCAUGUUUAAUCUGUAUAUCAUUAGGUUUCCCUUCUAAAUACUAAAUAAUGGCGACAUGCAUCAUUAAAUAUAUACAUUGUGCUGCAAUUUAGUAGACACAUUCACAUACACACACGCACCCCCACACACUCACUCACACCUAAGUGUAUUAAUAUUAAUCACCUUUCUCUACUUUUUUAUCUCGCUCUUUCUCUCUCCCCCCUCUCUCUUUCACAUGCAAAAACGCAUGUACACACUUACUCCACCUCCACAACUAACUAAAGUAUACCGGGUGAGACUAUUAUAUAGAUUUACAUGUGUCUGGUAAAUUUUCGGUCAAAUAUAUGUAUAUAUAUAU
Molecule: messenger RNA, 2049 nt
Organism: Octopus bimaculoides (California two-spot octopus)
Lineage: Eukaryota; Metazoa; Mollusca; Cephalopoda; Octopoda; Octopodidae
Product: medium-chain acyl-CoA ligase ACSF2, mitochondrial
Source: RefSeq, a predicted model, not a curated record